UAGGCUGAGGCGAGGGGAAGCCUCUCCCCCGAGCAACCUCAGCUCCCGGCGCUGGCUUUCCAGCUGUCUGUAGGCCUGGGUGAAGGGUAAGGGUCCGCGAAGGGUGGAGCUGACCGCGGCCCCUCCCGCUCUCCCGCCGCUGUGUCCGUCCGCUCCCGCCGCCCCUGCCCUCCAUCCAGGACCGGCCGUGGGGCGGGCGACUUCGCGGCGGCUGCCGGUGCUCCUAACUGAAAGGCACUGUUUCCACAGCCCGCGCUGUCCGCCACGUCCCCGGUCUCGGCCGACGGCGCUGCGCGGCGGGUGACCUCUCCGAGCCCGGCGCGAUGACGGCUCCUUGCUCCCGGCUGGCCCGGCUUCCUCCGCGCCGCCGGCUCCGGCUCUUGCCGUUCCCGCCGCCGCUGCUGUUGCUGCUGCUGGCGGCCGCGGGCCCCGCGCGCGGCUGGGAGAGCGGAGACCUGGAGUUGUUUGACUUGGUGGAGGAGGUGCAGCUCAACUUCUACCAGUUCCUCGGGGUGCAGCAGGAUGCUUCUUCUGCAGACAUUAGGAAAGCAUAUCGUAAGCUUUCACUAACUUUGCAUCCAGACAAGAAUAAAGAGGAAAAUGCAGAAACUCAGUUUAGACAAUUGGUGGCCAUUUAUGAAGUUUUAAAGGAUGAUGAACGAAGGCAGAGGUAUGAUGAUAUUCUGAUCAAUGGACUUCCAGAUUGGCGACAGCCUGUAUACUACUACAGGCGAGUGAGAAAAAUGAGCAAUGCUGAGCUGGCAUUACUUUUGUUCAUUAUUCUCACAGUGGGUCAUUAUGCUGUGGUAUGGUCAAUCUACCUGGAAAAACAAUUGGAUGAACUGCUUAGUAGAAAAAAGAGAGAAAAGAAAAAAAAGACAGGCGGCAAGACUGUGGAUGUGUCAAAACUUGGUGCUUCAGAAAAAAAUGAAAGAUUACUGUUGAAACCACAGUGGCAUGAUUUGCUUCCAUGCAAGCUGGGAAUUUGGUUUUGCCUUACACUAAAAGCAUUGCCUCAUCUAAUCCAGGAUGCUGGGCAGUUUUAUGCUAAGUAUAAAGAAACAAAAUUGAAGGAAAAGGAAGAUGCGUUGACUAGAGCUGAACUUGAAACACUUCAAAAGGAGAAGAAAGUUAAAGUAAAAAAACCAAAACCUGAAUUUCCUGUAUAUACGCCUUUAGAAAGUGCAUAUAUUCAAUCUUACGAUCAUGGAACUUCCAUAGAAGAAAUUGAGGAACAAAUGGAUGAUUGGCUGGAAAACAGAAACAGAACACAGAAAAAACAGGCACCUGAAUGGACAGAAGAGGACCUCAGCCAGCUGACAAGAAGUAUGGUUAAGUUCCCAGGAGGGACCCCAGGUCGAUGGGAAAAGAUUGCCCAUGAAUUGGGUCGAUCGGUGACAGAUGUGACAACCAAAGCUAAGCAACUGAAGGAUUCAGUUACCUGCUCCCCAGGAAUGGUCAGGCUCUCCGACCUCAGACCCACGGCUCAGAAUCCCAGGCCCCCCAAGAGCACGGCGGCCCUGCCGGACGAUCUCAUCACGCAGCGGGAGGAGCCGGCCGCGGAGGAGGCGGAGGAGCAGGGCGAGGCGGAGGAGCAGGAGGCCGAGGUCCCCGAGAGCCGGCCCCGGAGGCGGAGGCCCGCGCGGCUGCCCGAGCCGGAGGAGAAGGUCCGAGCCAAGAGGCAGAAGGACUUCGAUUUGUCAGAACAGAUGGAGUCCAGCGAUGAGGAGAGCCAGAGGAGAGAGAGAACGCGAGCCACAGAGGAGCCCUGGACUCAGAACCAACAGAAACUUCUGGAAUUAGCCUUGCAGCAGUACCCAAAGGGAUCCUCUGAGCGCUGGGACAAGAUAGCCAAGUGCGUCCCGUCUAAGACUAAGGAAGACUGUAUCGCUAGAUACAAGCUGCUGGUUGAACUGGUCCAAAAGAAAAAACAAGCUAAAAGCUGAAUCCUCUGGAAGAUGAUGUUUACCUUUAUUUUCUGAAAUAUUAUUUUAAAAAUCUUAUGCAGAAAUUUGCAUUUUGUACCUCAGUAUUUCUAUACGUCAUGUGCCUUAGUAAAAAAAAACAAACAAAAAAAACACAAAAUUUAAAAUAAAUGUGCUACAUUGUUUAAACAAA
Molecule: messenger RNA, 2118 nt
Organism: Sus scrofa (pig)
Lineage: Eukaryota; Metazoa; Chordata; Mammalia; Artiodactyla; Suidae
Source: RefSeq, a predicted model, not a curated record